CAUCUGAGGUUGACGAUGAGAAAUCAGACAUCCGUGACAGAGUUCAUCCUACUUGGAUUGACAGAUGACGCCAACCUUCAAGCUCUCCUUUUCCUUUUUCUGCUACUAACUUACGUCUCAAGUAUUAUGGGAAAUCUGACCAUCAUCAUUCUGACCCUGCUGGAUUAUCGCCUCCAGAGUCCUAUGUACUUUUUCCUCCGGAAUUUUUCCUUCUUGGAAAUUUCCUUUACCACUGUGUGUGCUCCCAAAAUGCUAGUCAACAUUGGAACUGGAGACAAGACAAUUUCCUUUGCCGGUUGCUUCACUCAGUAUUUUUUUGUCAUCCUUCUGGGGGCGACUGAAUUUUACCUGUUAGCUGCCAUGUCCUAUGACCGCUAUGUUGCCAUCUGUAGACCCCUGCAUUACACAACCAUGAUGAGCAGGAGACUCUGCAUGCAACUUGUCCUAUGCUCCUGGGUCUCUGGAUUUUUAGUUGUCUUUGUGCCACACAUAAUGACUCUUCAGCUACCUUUCUGUGAAUCCAAUAUCAUCAAUCAUUAUUGCUGUGAUUACACUUCCUUGUUGCGUUUGUCCUGUUCAGACACACAUAUCAUCGACAUGAUCGCAUUUUUACUUGCUGCAGUGACACUCAUCAUCACACUAGUGCUGGUCAUUCUUUCCUACACAUACAUUAUCAGGACAAUACUGAGAAUCCCUUCUGCUCAACAAAGGAAAAAGGCCUUUUCUACUUGCUCCUCUCACAUGAUUGUGGUUUCGCUUUCUUAUGGAAGCUGUCUCUUUAUGUAUAUAAACCCUUCUGCUAAAGAUGCAGCCACGUUAAAUAAGGGAGUAGCUGUGCUGAAUACCUCAGUCGCCCCUCUCUUGAACCCAUUCAUCUACACUCUGAGGAACCAGCAAGUGAAAAUCGCCUUCAAAGAUAUGGUCAGUAAAACACAUUUUCUUAUUUUAAGAAAGUGA
Messenger RNA from Echinops telfairi (small Madagascar hedgehog), 957 nucleotides. RefSeq names its product olfactory receptor 2AP1-like. The transcript has a single exon. The record is from RefSeq and is a predicted model, not a curated record. Gene Ontology annotation, cellular component: membrane. NCBI's taxonomy places the organism in Eukaryota, Metazoa, Chordata, Mammalia, Afrosoricida, Tenrecidae. Gene Ontology annotation, biological process: G protein-coupled receptor signaling pathway. Gene Ontology annotation, molecular function: olfactory receptor activity; G protein-coupled receptor activity. Bases 16 to 957 code for a protein of 313 amino acids.